AUGGAAGCAGGAAACCACACGGAAGUAUCAGAAUUCCUCCUUCUGGGUCUCUCAGAAGAUCCUGAACUGCAGCCCAUGCUCUUUGGAGUGUUCCUGUCCAUGUACCUUGUCACCGUGUUUGGGAACCUACUCAUCAUCCUGGCCAUCAGCUCUGACUCCCAUCUCCACACCCCCAUGUACUUCUUCCUCUCAAACCUGUCAUUUGUUGACAUCUGCUUCAUCUCCACCACCAUUCCAAAGAUGUUAGUGAACAUCCAGACACAAAGCAAGGAUAUCUCCUACACAGGAUGUCUCACUCAAGUGUAUUUUUUUAUGGUUUUUGCUGGAAUGGAUGAUUUCCUCCUGACUGUCAUGGCCUAUGACCGGUUUGUGGCCAUCUGCCACCCCCUGCACUACAUGAUCAUUAUGAACCCACGAUUCUGUUGCCUCUUUGUUCUGAUGUGUUGGUUGAUUAUUUUAUCUGUCUCCCUGUUUCAUAUUCUACUGAUGGCAUGGCUGACCUUCUGUAUAGGCACUGAAAUUCCACAUUUCUUCUGUGAACUGGCUCAGGUUCUCAAUUUAGCCUGCUCUGACACUCUCAUCAAUAACAUCUCUUUGUAUGUGGCCACUGCCCUGCUGUGUGCAUUUCCUCUGACUGGGAUCUUCUUUUCUUACUCUCAGAUUGUCUCCUCCUUAUUGAAGAUGUCCUCUUCAGGAGGAAAAUGUAAAGCAUUUUCCACCUGUGGGUCUCACCUCUCUGCAGUCUCCUUGUUUUAUGGGACAAGCCUGGGGGUCUACCUCAGUUCUGCUGUGACCCAUUCUUUCCACGAAAACUCGAUCACCUCAGUGAUGUACACCGUUGUCACCCCCAUGCUGAACCCCUUCAUCUACAGCCUAAGGAACAAGGAUGUGAAGGGGGCCCUGGGAAGACUUCUCAGCCGAGCAACAACCUCUUGUGUGUGGUGGGUCACUGACCUCAGAACUAAGUGGACACUGUGGGUCUCAAAGGCAAAUGUUGCAAUUUAA
Molecule: messenger RNA, 1005 nt
Organism: Diceros bicornis minor
Lineage: Eukaryota; Metazoa; Chordata; Mammalia; Perissodactyla; Rhinocerotidae
Product: olfactory receptor 7D4-like
Exons: 1
Coding region: 1-1005 (334 amino acids)
Biological process (GO): G protein-coupled receptor signaling pathway
Cellular component (GO): membrane
Molecular function (GO): olfactory receptor activity; G protein-coupled receptor activity
Source: RefSeq, a predicted model, not a curated record